Messenger RNA from Paramecium octaurelia, 839 nucleotides. The record is from the annotation of a GenBank genome assembly. Lineage: Eukaryota; Ciliophora; Oligohymenophorea; Peniculida; Parameciidae.
AUGUUUUAGGAAAUGGCUGUGUCGAAAUUAGAAGAAUUAAAGCUUAACGACUCAUCUCAAUUAAAAACUCAAAGAAAGAAUAUUAAAAAUGCUUUAUUCAACUCAAAAUAAGUUAAAAUAAAUUUGGAAGGAGUUAUCUGAAUCAAUAAACCAAUAAACCAGAUACAUGAUUUGCUUGAAAUGCAUGAUAAAUUCUAUAUGAAUAUCUUUCAAAACAAUGAUAUUCCUAGAGAUUGUCAAAUACUGGAAAUGACAAAGAAACUGAGCCUUUUUGUGAAAAGUUAAAUACAGAAUUAAAAGGGAUUAUGCAAUUAAUAGAACAGAAGGUAAGUAAUUAAUAAGAAAACAUUCAAUAAUUAAAAGAAAUAAUAUAAGUUUAUAACAGAAGGGAAGAUUUGUAUUAGGUAUUGACUUACACUAAGAACUUUGAAAGAUCCGACCUUAAUUAGUUACUUUAGAUGCUGAGAAAUAAGAAAAUAACGAAUUGUUUAGAAUUCUUUAAAGAUAAAACUCAAUUGAAAUUUAUCGCUUCUGUGAUGUAAAAUGUUAACGAAAUAGACUUUAAUAAGAAGAACUAUUCACUGAGAAUUAUGAUUAUUUCUUUUAUAUUUGAUCUAAUCAUGAAAAAUGGCUUUCAUUUUUCAGGGAAAUAAAGUUAUUAUUACAGUUUAUUUUCAAUUAAUCAAGAAUACUUUAUUAAUGUAUUUUUUACUAAUCAAAUUCAAAUAAUGCUUGAGUAAAUAUUAAUUAAUUUCAAUGAAUCAAGUAUGGGGAUCAAGUCAAACAAAAUCAUAGAAAAAUAGUUUAGAAAAAGGAUAGCGCAAAAAGCAUGCAUUUGA